Cricetulus griseus (Chinese hamster) is the source of this 2236-nucleotide messenger RNA. The record is from RefSeq and is a predicted model, not a curated record. Lineage: Eukaryota; Metazoa; Chordata; Mammalia; Rodentia; Cricetidae.
GGCUGGUUAGUUUUGACCCUGCUGCUUGUGCUAUGAAAAAAUCGAUCUUAAUUGGCAGCCAUUUAGUCUUUUAUAUCUGUCAAGCCCCUGUUUUGAACUGUGGUCAUUAAAUGAAGGGAUCUGGUCUGGGAGGGCCCAUCCAUCCCCGCAAAUGAACGAGGGACCAGGCAAACUCUCUGGCUAUCUAAAUGAGAGGGAAUGUUGAUCAGGGAACACCGCUCAGUCCGAUCAGAGGAGCAGGAACCGGAGCCCACACUGAGUCCCUAAACUGUCGGGUCCAGACUUUGGCUCAGGGACGAUUGGAAGUGGGAGAUGGAGAUGCCAGAGGAAUCCACCAAUAGUGGGCAUUCGUUACCCCCGGUUUAUAUUUAUAGUCCCGAGUAUGUCAGCAUUUGCGACUCCCUCACCAAGGCCAGUAUGGUACACUCUCUGAUCGAAGCAUAUGCCCUGCAUAAACAAAUGAGGAUUGUGAAGCCUAAAGUGGCCUCCAUGGAGGAGAUGGCCUCCUUCCACACUGAUGGCUAUCUGCAACAUCUCCAGAAGGUCAGCCAAGAAGGUGAUGAGGACCAUCCUGACUCCAUAGAAUAUGGACUAGGUUAUGACUGCCCAGCCACAGAAGGGAUAUUUGACUAUGCAGCAGCUAUAGCAGGAGCUACAAUCACCGCUGCCCAGUGUCUGAUUGACGGGAAGUGUAAAAUAGCCAUUAACUGGUCUGGAGGGUGGCAUCACGCAAAGAAAGACGAAGCAUCUGGUUUUUGUUAUCUCAAUGAUGCUGUCCUGGGAAUAUUAAGAUUGCGACGGAAAUUUGACCGUAUUCUCUAUGUGGAUUUGGAUCUGCACCAUGGAGAUGGUGUUCAAGAUGCCUUCAGUUUUACAUCCAAAGUUAUGACUGUGUCCCUGCACAAAUUCUCCCCAGGAUUUUUUCCAGGAACAGGUGACAUGUCUGAUGUUGGCCUGGGAAAGGGACGGUACUACAGUGUCAAUGUGCCCAUUCAGGAUGGCAUACAGGAUGAGAAGUACUAUCACAUCUGUGAAAGGCUCCAACACCUCCCCCAGAUUAAGACCUGCUGAAGUUUCUGUGCCUGCUUCUCCUCCUCAUUUGCAUAGCCCCCUCUGAAAAACCAGACUGAAGACUGAGGGCUCAGGUUUCUCAUCAAGAAAACUGCAUUUGAAAUGAAUGUCUUGUGUGUUUAUAAGGAAGUUACUAAUGUAGUGUAAUGAGAUGCCUGUCUCCCCCUCCUUUCUGGGGAAGAGAUUUUAUACUUUCAUAAGAACCUAAAAUUAAUGAUUUACAGUGUAGGAAGUAGCACUGUUACAGCCUUUGGGAAAGGUUUCCCAAAAGCUAUCUGGGGUGGCAUUUCAUUCACUUAUUCAUUUAAUGACUAUUUAUUGAAUGCCUACUAUGUCUAAAGUAUUGAUUCUGUGUUCAAGGAAGUUAGGGGAAAUUUUAAAAUGUUAGAUAGAGAUUGAUUUUCAUAUUCACACACAUUUGAAUAAAAUAAAACAUAGAAAGUUGCAAGAACCAUAAAAUUUAGGAUGCCGUGGGCAUUCAGAUGAAAUAAAUCCUUCAGAAAAGAGCUUAAUUAAGGAGGUAACAUUUGAUCUGGGUUCUAAAGGGUCCCUAAUUACUCUGUCUUUACAAAGUGCGCAAAUGUGUAUGCAUAUUUAUAAAAUCUGGGUCAAGUUUGAAUAUACAGAAAUUGCAAGAAAGGAUGUUCUGUAGAGAGGGAGCAGUAAGAUUAGAGUGGGAAGAAGCAGAGUCGUGUAUGGAGAAUAGCAGUGGUUUACUUUGCCUGGACUGUAAAGUGAAUAAGAGACAGACAUUACAAAGACUGGGAAAGAGGGUAGGAACUGCAGUGUGGAGGAGCUCAAAUUCAUAGCGACAAAAAUUUGUGCCAUAUUCUUGUAAGCAUUAGGCAAACUAGUGAAGGUAUUAAAAUGAGGAAAUAAUAAAAUCAGAGUUUACUUGAGAAAAUUAGUACUCAAAAAUAAUAUUCUGAAGUGGCACUCCUGUGUGAAACAAAGUGGGUGACAUAGCUGGCAGUCAUGGAAGCAGGUAGAUUGUAAUAAUUUAGAGGUUCCACUGUGGUGCCAGGCUGGAGCUCUGCCACUUGACAGAUGUAUGAUACUGUAUGGACCCCUAAACUUUCCUGUGCUGCAGUUUCCCCAUCUAGAAAAUUAGUUUCAUGCCACACCUGUCUUAUAAUCGUUAUGAGGAUUAAAUGUGUUAAACAUA